ACUGAUCAUCACCAAACAACCAACAAAGAGCACUCUGUCAGUACUGAGCGAGAGCGAUCGACUUGGCUACAACGUCUAACUGACCGGUAUGGGGCAGAACCUGGACAAAGUGGAGGAGGGAAAUCAGGUCCCGGGUGAAGGAUCGAAGGAGACAGGGCCGAGCAAUGACUCCGGAGGUGUAGGCAAUCAAACAGGUGAUGUCAUGGAGGGAGAAAACUCAUGUGAGAAGGAAGCUGGUAACACUGACGAAAAUUCAGGGGAGCCGAACUCUCAGCAUCUGGAUGGGAGCCCCAGCAAGGAGCCAACAACACCUUCUGGUGAGAAGCACAUAAAUUUGCGCGAGAGUUCUUCUGCUGCAAGGGAGGUGAGACAGGGAGGGGCUGCAGGAAAGGAGGGAGGAGGAGGAGGAGGAGGAGGAGGUGGAGGCAGCAAUGCUCUACCGGUUCCACAUGAGUCGGACAAGAACCACAAGAGUGCUUCGGGAAGUAAGGAAAGUGCAAGAGCACACAAGGCGUUGAAUCAAACCAGGACAGAGGAAAAGAAGACAGGGGAGAAGCUUCAAGCCUCCUCAAAGAUCAAGAUGGAGAAUCAGGCUGAGGAAAUCUUACCACAGAAGGAGAAAGAAGACAUAAACUCAGAGGGAUCUGUGAUGCUGAAGAACAGCAAAUGUGGAGCUCGUGCAGAAAGUAAGUCGCUGCUUGAUGUAGAGCUGAAAGAGGCCUUGAUUGUUGAAGUUGGGAAUGAGGAUAUUGAGCUUUGUGCAGAAACAGUGGGUUGGUUGAGUGAGAGGAAGGAACCGCCUCCAGCUCAACACCAACAUCCUUUGAAAAACAGCCUGCAGAAGGAGUCUCUAUUAGACGUGAGUGAUACCAUUCACUCCAAAAGCAAAAGACCUCCAAAAGAGAGAGCAGAGAAUAAUACAAAGGAGGAAACGCUAACAUGUGUGCCAAUGCCACUUGUGAAUGACUACUCUUCAGCAAAGGUUACUGACACUGAUGACCAAGGAGAGCCACAAACGAACACAUCUGAAACAAAUACAAAUCAAGCCUUGUCCUCAGAUUUAGCAUCAAGUCCAGUCAUAGACAAUGAGCCUAGCUCUAUUUUGGAGAAGCUACUAAAGAGAAACAAAGUAGGGGCAACUUCAUCUCUUUCUAAAAUCAAGGAGGUCGACACUGGCAGCAAGGAAGCCACAGAUGUUCCUGUGGAGAUGGAUGCGAAGAGGAUCCCUGACAGCACAAUGACAAAGAUUUCAAGUGACCACAUUGAUCAGUCAAAACCUGGCAAGAAGGGUGUUUUAGCCUCCUCUGCAGAUUCUAAAAACAAACAACCGAAAGCAAACCUUGAAAAGAAAGAUAACCACAAUAAGGACCUGGACAUGAAGCAGACAGCCACUGCGCCCAGUGGGACCUCAGAUUCACUUUGUUCUCAGCCUGAUACUAUGUGUGACAGCUCACUCACAAAAUCACAGAAUUCCAUCAACUCAACAGAUGCUUCAGUGAAGGAGGAUACAGAGAAGAAGCCAAAGAAAGGCCCCACUACAAGUGUGCACUCAGACAAGUUACAAUCAGCUGUUUCACAUGAAAGAACGUCAUGUGAUGCGAGUGGUGUGAUCUCUGAGGAAUCUGCACCUUCUGAUCCAAAGUCUCCAACUCCAAGAAGUGACGGGAAAAUCGCUGACUCAGGCCCUUCUCUAACUGCUGAGAAGACAGACAGCGGGAAAGUAAAAGCAUCUUUGCAGGAUAAUGGUGACACUGAGAGUAAAACUGAUUCACAGCUAUCUGGCUCAAAGAAGGCAGAUGCUCAGUCGGCGAAUAAAAAGAAAGUGAAAGAGUCCCCCAAGGACAGUGCUGCACCAGCUGUGGAUGCUGGCCCUGUUGUGGCUGCAGGUGGGUCAGUUAUCUCAGAGGAAAGCCAAAAGGUCUCAGCCAGCGAGAAGCAGGAUCUUCAUGUGACGCUGAACUCAGAAACUGACAAAAAAACUGGCAAAGAGAAAGAUGACACCGUCUCAAUGAGAGACAAAUCCCAGAGCUCUCCCAAAUCUAGGCCUGUCUCAGAACUCAUAAAGGAGACAAUUCAGAUGCACGAAAAGCUGCAGCACCAGGACCGGCCCAAGCCAGUUGAAGUCAAGUCUGAGGAGCCGGGUCAGUCUGUGAAGGUGGCACAGAUGAAGGCGGCUUUUGACUCACCUCAGAAAACUCAGGACAAGGCAGUCGAGAGGAAGCCAUCAAUGAGAAAAGGUAAGGGCAUCGAAAUCUAG
Molecule: messenger RNA, 2257 nt
Organism: Stegastes partitus (bicolor damselfish)
Lineage: Eukaryota; Metazoa; Chordata; Actinopteri; Pomacentridae
Product: dentin sialophosphoprotein
Exons: 2
Coding region: 89-2257 (722 amino acids)
Source: RefSeq, a predicted model, not a curated record